Messenger RNA from Colletotrichum truncatum, 144 nucleotides. The record is from RefSeq and is a predicted model, not a curated record. Lineage: Eukaryota; Fungi; Ascomycota; Sordariomycetes; Glomerellales; Glomerellaceae.
AUGCUGGCGUGUUCUGUUACUGCACCCCGAAAUCUUACGGGCUUUGGGUACGGAUGUUGCGCAUCUUCGGCAUAUUGGCAAAAUCAAGUUCACAGAAUCAACAAGCCGAUAGUAGAAGAAUCACCUACAUCUGGAUCUACCUAG